Molecule: messenger RNA, 3025 nt
Organism: Rotaria sordida
Lineage: Eukaryota; Metazoa; Rotifera; Eurotatoria; Philodinida; Philodinidae
Source: the annotation of a GenBank genome assembly
AUGUUACGAAUCGGUCGUGUCCGUCGUGAUUUGCAUAAAAUCAAGAUAAGUGAAAAUCAAGAAGCUGUUUGUAUCGUUUGUGUCGAUACUUCAAUUCGUAAUAAUGAUUAUGCUCAUCAUGUACAGGAAAUGCUACUUGAAUUACAUCCUGAUGUUCGACUUUACAGUGAAGUUUGCUCAUCUGUCAAUCUGAUGAAGACACUUAUCAAUAAAUAUAUUCUUCUAAUCACUACCAAUGCUUUAGCACAUGAAAUUCUACCUUUAACUCAUUCUCUUAAUUCAGUAAUUGCCAUAUUCAUAUAUAGUCAAAAUCAAAAAUUGGAUAAUUCUCUAAUGAAUAAUUAUGAAAAAAUUGUUAAUAUAUUUAUUGAUCAAAAUACUUUAUUAAAAUCAAUUGAAAAAACAAUAUCUCAGAUUGAUAAACAAAUUCAUACGAUUACUUUAUUUGAUGAAACAUCAAAAUUAGUACAUAAUCCACCAAGAGGAACUGCGGCAUUUCUAUGGUAUCAUUUACUUAUCUAUGUUCUUAGACAAAUGCCUGCAGAUGAACAAUCAAAAAAAGAAAUGCUCGAAAAAUGUAUUGAUUAUUAUAGAGAUAAUAAACGAGAAUUAAAGAAAAUUGAAGAAUUUCAAUUAACAUAUAAAUGUGAAGAAGCUAUUAAAUGGUAUACGAGAGAUUGUUUUCUUUACAGAUUAUUAAACAAAGCUCUUAGAACAGAAAAUAUUCAAUUAUUUUAUUCAUUUCGAUUUUUUAUCAUAGAUCUUUGUUAUCAAUUGGAAAUUCAAAAUUUAAAACGAAAAAAACAGAAAAUAACAAAAUUAUAUCGAGGUCAACGUAUGUCUAAAGAAGAAUUUAUGAGAGUUAAAAGAAGUAUAGGAACACUUAUAUCAAUUAAUGGAUUUCUUUCCAGUUCACGUGAUUUAAAUGUUUCUUUAGUUUUUGCUGGACAAGAUUUAUCAGAUACUGAUGAUCGAUAUUCUGUUUUAUUUAUUAUUCAUAUUGAUUCAUCAAUAAAAAGUUUCGAUUUUGCUGAUGUUCAUCAUAAAAGUGAAAUACCCGAUGAAAAAGAAGUACUUUUUAGUCAUGGUGCUUCAUUUAAAAUGGAUUCUCUUGAAAAAAAUGUCGAUCUUAAUAUAUGGGAAGUUAAAUUAACAGCAACAGAUGAAGGUUCUGAUUAUGUUCAAGAAUACAAAUUAUUAUUACAAGAAACAAUCAAAGAUCAGAGUCCAACUUUAAUUUUCGGAGCAUUUUUUUGGCGUAAUAUUGAAUAUAUAGAUCAUGCUAAAAUAUACUUUGAAAAACUACUUCAAAGAUUACCUUUGAAUCAUUCAGAUCUUCCAUUUAUUUAUAAUUACAUUGCUGCAGUACAUUAUGAAAAAUAUCAAUGGGAUUUAGCAUUAGAAAACUAUCAACGGGCUUAUGCGAUUCGACAAAAACAAGUUCCACUAAAUUAUAAUCAUAUUAUUGCUUCUUUACAUAAUAUUGGUAAUGUUUAUUGUGAAAAAGAAGAGUUUGAUAAAGCUUUUGAAUAUUAUUCUCGAGCAUCGACGAUUGAUAAAGAAAAUAGUUGCAUUGAUUCAUUAUCAAAAGCUGGUAUACAUGAAGCUUUAGGAAAUCUUUUCCGAAAGAAACGUGAUCUGAAUAUCGCUCUCGAUUGGUUAAUUCCAGCAUAUCAUAUGUAUGCAAGACUUUUACCUGCUCCACAUCCUCAUAUUGCUAGAUGUAUUGGAAACAUUGCUCUUGUUUAUGAAAUAAAACGUGAUCUUGAUCUUGCUCUUGAGUAUUUUUUUGAAGAAUUUCAAAUGGAAGAAGAAUGUUUAUCACCCGAUCAUCCCAACCUUGGUCUUCAUUUAGACUGGUUAAUUACCAUGUAUAAGAAGAAAGGUCAAUGGAAAAAGAUUCUUCGUUACUAUCAGCCAAAACUAAAUACAACAGAACAUAAAAUCAAUACAAAUUAUUCUCACUUUUCGUCUGCAUUAAGAAUGCUACAGGAUUUUUCUCACUCGUCUACAGUGUAUGGCACGUACUACGAACUAACGACUAUUUACUCCUUAUCGCCCACAGUUAAAAUAACUUCUAUAAAAAAUACAUUUGAUCAGUUGACCACAACUCGAUGUAUUAGAGCACUUAGUGAUUGCAGUUUCGACGAGCAGAAAAUAAAUAAAAAUCAUACAUAUUGGUUACAUGUGUUAAAUUCCGAACGACGAGUCUUUUCGACAGAUCAUCCAGAAAUUGUUCGAUCUUUGCAAUGGGUUAUAGAAAGUCGCGCAGAAACUGUGCGAAACUAUUUAGAAGCACUACAAAAAUAUACAGAAAACGUGCAGAAUUAUUCCAAAUAACUAACUACUUUGGAAGGCAUCGAAUGGGACAAAUUUUCAGAUUUGCAAUUUAAACACUUAACAGGAAAAUAUUUCAAUGGAACUUUAUAAAUAUAAAAGACUCACUCGUAUACAAUUAUGUAAAAAAAAACAUAUCUUUUUGUUUUCUUCUUCUCUUCCGUGUGUGCUCAUAUAUUUAACACUGUUCGUGUGUUAUUAGUCAGUUAUUGACUUUUGAUGCACCCUUCUUCCUGUGGGUGUGGGCGUGGGUGUGGGUGUGGGUGUGGGUGGGUGUGGGGUGUGGGUGGGUGUGGGGUGUGGGUGUGGGUGUGGGCGGGUGCGGGUUUGGAUGGGUGUGUGGAUGUGGACUUUAUUAAAGAUCACACCCACACCCACAUCCACACCCACACCCACAUCCACACCCACACCCACAUCCACACCCACACCCACAUCCACACCCACACCCACAUCCACACCCACAUCCACAUCCACACCCACACCCACAUCCACACCCACACCCACACAUACCCACACCCACACCCACACCCUAAAAAGUGAUAUAGAGAGUAUGAGAGACCAGCUACAUGAUGUAUUACAGAACGAGACUUUCUCUACAUAUAUAGAUUUUUUUAUAACUGAGCUAAUUUUUUUCUAUGCAGAAACAGGUUUAAGUGUCUUUCAGUAUUUUGCAUUUAUUUCCAAAGAG